This is a messenger RNA of Closterium sp. Naga37s-1, 3426 nucleotides long. The record is from the annotation of a GenBank genome assembly. Lineage: Eukaryota; Viridiplantae; Streptophyta; Zygnematophyceae; Desmidiales; Closteriaceae.
AUGGCGUGGGUUGGAGGGGCAGCGGCGGAGGAUCCGCUGUGCGUGGAGCUGCCAGAGCGGCUGGCCAUCCUGCCGUUCCGCAAGCGCGUGCUGCUGCCCGGGGCCAUCAUCCGCAUCACGUGCUCCGACCCCAGCAGAUAUUACUGCCUUUGCCGAGUAGGUCGUUUCGUCGUGCGGUUGGUGGAGCAGGAGCUGUGGCAAAAGGACAAGCCCGCGCUGAUUGGAAUCGUACCUGUUAUAGAGCCUCCUGGUUCCGCGGAUAGCACUGGAAGCGGUGCUGCUGCUAGUGGCAGUGCUGCUACUAGUAACGAUGCUGCUAAUGGAGGUGAUGGAAAUGCGGAAGGAGGAGCAGGAGGGACGGGAGGGACUGGAGAGACGGCAGGAGGAGGGGAAGGGGCGGCAGAGGGAAAGGCGGUAGUGCGCGUGUGGGGGCCCAGCGGACCAGAGGAGGUGACGGGGGGAACGGCGAAGCUGCUGCUGGAAGACGUGAAGUGGCACCCCAGGGGUGUGGCAGCACGGGCGCUGCAUGUGGCCAAGGGCGUGGAGAGGCCCACAGGCCGGGUGACCUAUGCGGUGGUGCUGCAGGGCGUGUGUCGCUUUGCCAUCCUCUCCAUCAACUCUCGAGGGCCGUACCACGUGGCUCGGGUGUCCCAACUGGAUGCCACACCACAGGAGGUGGACCGCGUGCGAGGUGACGACGAGGUUCGGCGGCUGGGAAGGCAGCUGCUGCGAGUGGUGGAGGAGCUGGCGCGGGUGAUGGAGCAGGAGAAGCAGCGGCAGGUGACAGGGCUGAGGAAGGUGGCAGCAGAGUCCCAGCAGGCAUCGGCCGGGGAGAUGCAGAGGCUGGCAGAUAUACUCGUGGCCAGCGUAGAGGGCGGGCUGGCAGCGCGCCUGGCGAUGCUGGACGCGGUGAAUCCGCGGAUGAGGCUUCAACUGGCUGCCGCUAUCAUCUCCCUGCACUUGGAGAAGCUUCGCCUGGUGCAGCAAGCCAGCAGCGGCAGCAAGAAGAAAAAAACCCCUUCCUCCUCCUCCAAACCCCCUUUGCUCCAGCUCGGCCCCCCUCCCCCCUCCUCCUCCUCCUCUACCGCUUCUGGAGGGAAGGGCAGUGGGGAAGGCGAGGGGAAGGAGCGAGGGGCGGCAGGGGAUGGCGAGGAGGGGGACGAGGAGGAGGAGGAGGAGGAUGAUGACGAUGAUGAUGACGUGGCAGUGCUUGAAAGGCGCAUGAAGGAAGUCAAGAUGCCGCCCAACGUGUGGCGCCACGUGCGCCGUGAAUUGAAGCGCCUCCGCAAGAUGCAGCCGCAGCAGCCGGGCUACAGCACAACCCGUCAGUACCUGGAGCUUCUGAGCGACCUCCCCUGGGGCAUAUCGUCUCCCGUUACUGCUGCUGGUGCUGGUGGUGGUGGUGCUGGUGGCAGCAGCAGCGGCGCGCUGAUAGACGUGGCGGCAGCGAGGGAGCAGCUGGACAGGGAGCACUUUGGGCUGGAGAGGGUGAAGCAGCGCAUUCUCGAGUACAUCGCCGUCAGGAAGCUCAAGCCUGACGCCACGGGUCCUGUGCUGUGCUUCGUGGGUCCUCCUGGCGUGGGCAAGACAUCCCUGGUCUCUUCCAUCGCCAAGGCCCUUGGGCGCAAGUUUGUUCGGAUAGCGCUGGGAGGGGUGAAGGACGAGGCGGAUAUCAGAGGGCAUCGGCGGACUUAUGUUGGGAGCAUGCCGGGGCGACUGAUUGAAGGAGUCAAGCGUGUGGCCGUCAACAACCCAGUGAUGCUCCUCGAUGAGAUUGACAAGACGGGCGCCGAUGCCAGGGGUGAUCCAGCUGCGGCGCUGCUGGAGGUGCUGGACCCCGAGCAGAACAAGUGCUUCCAGGACCACUACCUGGGAGUCCCCUUUGAUCUCUCCCGCGUGGUGUUUGUGGCAACGGCCAACCGCGCAGCACCCAUCCCAGCCGCUCUGCUGGACCGCAUGGAGGUGAUUGAGCUGCCGGGCUACACCCCCGAGGAGAAGCAGCGAAUCGCCACGCGCCACCUCAUCCCGCGCGUGCUGGAGCAGCACGGCAUCACCAAGCGCCACCUCCACAUCUCCGAUCACGCGGUGGAGUUGCUGAUAACGCGCUAUACUCGUGAGGCAGGAGUGAGGAAUCUGAGUCGCCUGCUGGCAGCACUGGCGAGGCACGCUGCUGUGCAGGUGGCCCAGUCCAAUCGCUGCAUCCGCAUAGCGAGGGAAGUGAGCGGGACCACUGGGACGGCUUCUACCUCUGGCUCUGCUCCUGCUGGUGCACCCAUCUCAGCUGCUACUAUCAACACGGCUGACCCGCUGGCGGCAGCAGCAGCAGUGGGAGAUGCCAAGGCGGAGCUCGAGAUGGAGGUGGAGGCGAUAGGCAUGGAGGGCAAAGAGGUGGCAGCAGUGAUGGCGGACUCAGACCCAAUUGAAGUCACAGAGGAGAUGCUGGAGAAAGUGCUGGGGCCUCCCAAGUUUGACGGCAGGGAGGCAGCAGAGAGGGUUGCGACGCCGGGAGUGGCGGUGGGGCUGGUGUGGACCGCAGUGGGGGGGGAAGUGCAGUUCGUUGAAGCGACAGACAUGGUGGGGAAGGGGGAGCUGCAUCUGACAGGACAGCUGGGGGACGUCAUUAAGGAGUCAGCCCAGAUUGCACUCACUUGGGUCCGUGCCAGGGCAGCAGAGCUCUUCCCACCACCCCCUACCUCCACCCCUCCCUCCUCCUCCUCUCCGCCUUUCACACCAUCAGACCAUCCCUUCGAUGACACCACACCUGCUCCCGACCACCUCCCUCCUCUCGGCCCCUACGGCGCUGUCUCCUCCUCCCCCGCCUCUCCCCCUACUGUCGUCCCCACCAUCCAUCCCUCCUCCUUUGCUCCUCCUGCUGUCUCCGCUACUCCUGCUGUUGCUGCUGCUGGUACUUAUGCCACUGCUGCUUCUCGCUCUGCUGCUCCGUCUGCUGCUGCUGCAGUUGUUGCUGCUUCUCCCUCGGCCGCUGCUGAUGCUUCUGCUUAUGCGAGCAUGGCCUACCCGAGCACUGCUGCUAUUACCAACGGCAAGAGCAGCAGUAGCAGCAUCCGCCGUGGCAGCAACAUCGCAUCAUCAGCUGGCCCUGUGCCUCUCCCUCGCAAUCUCAUGGAGGGGCGAGACAUUCACAUCCACUUCCCCGCAGGUGCUGUGCCCAAGGACGGCCCAUCGGCUGGUGUUACGCUGGUAACUGCACUCGUGUCUCUCCUCUCCAACCGCUGUGUGCGGUCCGACACGGCUAUGACCGGCGAGCUCACACUCAGAGGCCUGGUGCUGCCUGUAGGAGGGGUUAAGGAGAAGAUUCUCGCUGCCCAUCGCUGCGGCAUCAGGCGAGUUAUUCUGCCCGAAAAGAACAUCAAGGAUCUCCAGGAGGUGCCAGCUGCUGUGCUGGCAUGCAUGGAGGUAGGCUGA